AUGUUUACUCUAAGUAUUUUUACCAAAAUUGCAUUCCCAUUAGUCUCCCUGGAACGUACUUGUUACAAUCGAUAUCGGACAAUAUUAAAAAUGAGUUCACUCAGUAGCGUGCCAAUCGUGGACAUAGAUCCUAAUGGAGUUUUUAAAUACAUUUUGUUAAAUGUCUUUGAAGAAGGCAAAAAUACACAAGAAGCUCAAAUAACUAUUGUUAGAGGUUAUAAAAGGUGUGACUACCACUCUGACAUCUAUGAAGAGGUCCAAGCUAAACUAGCCCCACUAGACUGCGAGCCCUUAGGCGGGGGAAGGAUUUCACAUGACCCAGAAAAUAAAAAAAUUCACAUUUACGGCUAUUCACAAGGAUACGGUAAAGCAGAUCACGAAAUAUCUGCAAAACUCGUAAAAGAAGCAUUUCCUGGUUACACCAUUUCCAUAAGUGAUGAAGGUUCUAUUAAUGAGAAAUUAAAGACAUGUUGCUGCGGUAAUAUUAACUCUCAGACUUAUUCGUAA
Molecule: messenger RNA, 507 nt
Organism: Leptosia nina
Lineage: Eukaryota; Metazoa; Arthropoda; Insecta; Lepidoptera; Pieridae
Source: the annotation of a GenBank genome assembly